This is a messenger RNA of Doryrhamphus excisus (bluestripe pipefish), 2168 nucleotides long. It is a transcript of the gene elp5, whose product is annotated as elongator acetyltransferase complex subunit 5. NCBI's taxonomy places the organism in Eukaryota, Metazoa, Chordata, Actinopteri, Syngnathiformes, Syngnathidae. The record is from RefSeq and is a predicted model, not a curated record. Gene Ontology annotation, cellular component: elongator holoenzyme complex; nucleus; cytosol. Gene Ontology annotation, molecular function: tRNA binding. Gene Ontology annotation, biological process: tRNA wobble uridine modification.
CAGGUAAAAAAAAUACACUAACUCGACGAACCGACAUAUAUAGCCUUUAUAACAAUUUGCUUGGAUUUUAAUCUAAUUUCUAAAGGAUAAUGGUGUUACUAUGACAGUUGACAUGUUGGUAAGCGUAACUUUAAUGCUUUAUCUGUGUUUGUAAGCGCGCUCGGCGCGGCUAUCAAGCCAACUGAACGCCUCUUUGAAAUGCAUGAAACACAUGCAAAGGACGUCUGAUUUGACGAUUAAAGCGAGAAUAAUGAUCAAGAGCUAAGCAAAUUUGAUAUUCUAAGAUUAGUGAUUUAUCGAGAAAAUUUAGAAUUGCGACAUACGCAACCCGAACGCAGCAUCGACGUUAGCGAGCUAGCAAGAGCUUCAAUCGGCUACAUCUGUUCUCAAACCUGCACACACAACAAAGCUGCUUACGUUAUGGGGCUUAUUUUUUAAUGUCAUCAAACAUACCUUGGUGGUCAGACAUUAUGUCGAGCAUUGUCCCCCUUCUCUCCUCCGACGAGCAGGCCUUAUUUUGAUUAUUAGAUCCAAGAACCAGCUAGCUAGCCGGAGCUCAGCAGCGGCCGUCGCGGUGUGUGCCUUCUCCUCUUCCCCGGCGUGGAUGCACCAGGGCAAUAACGGAUGAAAAUAAAAAAUAAACUUCUCACAAAAAACAGUGAAAGUGAAAAGUUGCUGCACGUCCCCUUCGUAAUCCUGCGAACCGCCUUUAAAAGUGUCGCCACACUGAACGAUACGUAGUUUUACUGUCACUCAUGCUGUCUCGUUAAAAAAUGAAUACAAAUGCCAUGCCACCCGUUGAACAUUAAUUUAACACUCAAAUAAGAGUGAUGGAGAGUGGUGACGCAAAGUAAAUAGCCGAUUUUUUCCGUUUUAAUAUUUCGUAGUAAAGAGACAACGCAACGGAUUCGACACACUCCUUCAACUAGUCGGCGCGCGGCAGAAGCCGCUUGGGGGACACAAAGGUUUAUGGGUAUUGCAGUUGUAUUGCCGCGUGAGUAAACAGGAACUCACAGGGUUGGACUACAUUACCCAUGUCUUAUGAGCUCUGCGUGAUGUCGUUGACUCCUUUAGCUUCAUCUCGCCGCGAAGCUGGAUAUGUCACUUUUGGGCAAGAAAUGACAUUUAUUCGUGUUAAAUAGCGACCGUCCUCGCAAAGAUAAGUAUUCAAGGAUGUGCCACUUUUUUAUAUUAAGUAUUUUUCAACUAAAUAAUACAUGUAUGCUAACUGCUGGUUUGAGUAGCUAGUAUCAUGUUGCUUGAAUUGCUACAAGGAGCAGACGCUGGGUGGUUGCUUUUAAUACAAGAUUCCUGCUGUUGUUCAGGCCGACCGCUUCUAUGGAGCUUCAUCAAGUCUGCGUCGAUCAGGGAGCAAGUGGUGCACGUCCUCAGCUUUGAGGUCAGUGAAGAUGACAUGAAAAAGCGCUUGACAGGUUCAGCCAUGGAAAGGAUCCACUUCCAUGAUGCUUACAGUGACCCCCUUGGUUGGAGCGGCGGCGGUGGCGGCACUUUCACGGUGGAUCGCUUCUGUUCAGAGGAAGUGACGCGUCUCGUCAAACAGCUGUCACAACAUAGGCCAGCCCUACUCGUCAUUGACUCUCUUUCAUGGAUUGUGAGGCAUCACAGCACGCCUGCCGUCUGCCAGACCCUGCUGCAGCUUCAAAAAGGGGGAGCCAUACGAAACAUUGUCGCCCUCCUCCAUUCUGACAUGCACCAGUUGGGAACAGCUGCCAGUUUGUGUCACUUGGCGACGUCUCUGAUCACCGUGGCCCCUGGCCUUCACGGAAGUGAGGCGAAGAUAACGAAGCGAUUGAAAUCGGGGAAGGUUUUGCAGGACGAGGAGACUUUUGCCAUUGCAGAGGAUCUUACAGUGGUCAAACAGAGCAAACCUGGCAAUGCCAUGCAGAUGCAGAAACAGGAGACUGACCCAACAGCCAACCUGACCUUCAACCUCCGCCUAUCAGAUGCAGAGCGUGACGCUAAGGAGAAGCUGGCACUUCCGUUCGCCUUCAGUCGGGAGAAGAAAGCAGCGCUGCUAAAGCCGGGUGCCGGAGCGGGGAGAAUUACAUACGAGCCCGACGCUAACGAUGACUAUGACCAGGAAGAUCCUGAUGAUGAUCUUGACGUGUGAUCAGCUUUUCUUUUGAAAUAAAAAAAACUAUGCAUAA